AUGCGAGCGUGCCACGUUCAAUUACUCCUUGCAGCAGCCGCGAUCACGCAUGCUACCAAAGCCAAGACAACCACUUCCGUUGCUGUGAGUACGACUAAUUCCACUACCGAGUCAAGCACUACUGCAGGUAGAGACAAAGGUGACGGGAUGAUGAAUGUGAAUGUUUUGGUAAACGAGGUUCUUGCCGAAGAGAAGACAACAGUUUUCGCCGCUGGGAGUCCGAAAUCCUCCGAAGAUUCAACCUAUACUGCGGAUAGAGACGACAGUGAAAGGGCGGGGAAAUUUGGCGAGGGCUUUGGCGAAGGCCUCAGUGAAAUGGUCGGAAAGCUAAAGGAUGCAGUAAUUCCCAAGAUGGACAAACUCUUUACGAAAACAGAACCUAAGGAGUAUCAAGCGCUUUUGAAACUGGCCGCGAAGCAUUCUGGAGAUCCAGCGUCAGCGAUGGUUGUUUUGAAGAAGAAAUAUAAUGAUAAACGUAUUGCAGAACUCAUCGUUGAUGCGAAGAUGGACCCAACACAUAACGGCGCCGCUUUGAAAUUGGAGGAAGCACAAAUGGAAUAUUGGCUGAACAAUCAUCUUUCUGCUGGUGGAGGGUUCGAGCUACUGGGACUGAAUGAGGCUGAAGUUCGAGAUCGAGUGCGGACAGCGGAGGAAGAAGUAAAGCUAAAGGAAUUGGAGCAAGAAAUGAACAAAAAGACAGAGGAUGACUAG
Molecule: messenger RNA, 711 nt
Organism: Peronospora farinosa
Lineage: Eukaryota; Oomycota; Peronosporomycetes; Peronosporales; Peronosporaceae
Source: the annotation of a GenBank genome assembly